AUGGCACGGACGUGGAACGCGGGGAACGCUGUACGAGCCGCUACGUUCCGCAAAUGGUAUGCCCGGGCGUGGUGGAUUGGCCUGCAUGUCUAUGGCUACGUGGUGCUGGGAUACAAGGGCGCAUUAAGUCCCGACGCGCUGUCAAUGCCUCAGUUUGUCUCGUCUCUCGUCGUCGCAGUCGUGACCAUCAGCUGCUAUGUCGUGCUCCAGUGUUCAUCGCCUGGUUUUAUAAAGAAGCGAACGUCCGUCUCACCUGCCAUUGGACAGAGUACGAUGCCUAUGACUGUCAACUCUCCGUCUCCAAUUCCAGCAGCAGAAGAUGGUGUCAAGACGGAAUUGCUGGUCGAGGGCUCAGAGCAUGACCUUUCAGGGGACAGCAGUGACCUCCACUUUUGCAACGACUGUCACGUGUUCCAGCCACUGCGGACAAAACACUGUAAAGAUUGCGAUCGGUGUACGCGACAGUACGAUCAUCAUUGUGACUGCGUCGGAACGUGUGUUGGCGAGAGCAAUCGUCGGCUUUUUGUGCUGUAUUUGCUCCUGCAAAGUGUGGAGGGUGCCGUGAUGAUUGGAGUCACGACUUCUGCUAUCUCGGAAGCAGAAGACAUUGACGACUGGUUCAAGAUCAAUGCGCUGUACCUUGUGCUGUGCUUCAUGAUCGUGUGCGUGUUGCUCAUGGUCGUCCCGCUGUUGGGCUACCAAGCGUUUCUCAUUUCAACAAACCAGACCUCGUGGGAACAUGCUCGGCGAUCCUCCAUCACGUACUUACAAAACCUGUCAGACGAUCGUUCUCCAUUUGAUCGCGGCAUCCUUCAGAAUUGGUGGGUCUUCCUCUCAAACGGCGACAGCAAUAAAUGGGUACAUGAAAGUGUACCCAACCCAAUAACGUCGUACGACGACGACGCUUCCUCACUCGUGUAA
Peronospora matthiolae is the source of this 921-nucleotide messenger RNA. The record is from the annotation of a GenBank genome assembly. NCBI's taxonomy places the organism in Eukaryota, Oomycota, Peronosporomycetes, Peronosporales, Peronosporaceae.